Messenger RNA from Myxocyprinus asiaticus (Chinese sucker), 4654 nucleotides. Its product is annotated as leucine-rich repeat transmembrane neuronal protein 2-like. Bases 579 to 2207 code for a protein of 542 amino acids. The record is from RefSeq and is a predicted model, not a curated record. Gene Ontology annotation, molecular function: protein binding. NCBI's taxonomy places the organism in Eukaryota, Metazoa, Chordata, Actinopteri, Cypriniformes, Catostomidae. The transcript has 2 exons.
AGCACAGAAUAACAUCUCAGCUCUUCUCCCUCCGCUUCUCCCCUCACUGCAUCUCCCUUCCUCGGUGCAGAGAACUCAACACAAUACAGUAGAGCCACACGGAACUGCCGUCGCAAACGCAGCCUCUGCCUGCCAUCAACAAGUUAGGGAUGAAGGACCUCAAGCAAUGAAAGAGGAAUGUGUGAGCUUCAAUUAACCAAUUGAGCUGACAUCAUUGCGGUGGAAAAGGAAAGAGGCAGCUAAGGGACAGAGAAUCUGCUCAGCAGUGUCGCUUUGGAUACAAAUCAUCAACUUCAAAAUUAAGCUUGGAAGGCAAUAAUACUGGUCUUUUCUUAAUCUGGGAAUUGAAUAGAGGGAAAGAAAAAGAAAACGGACCAAAAAUAAACAGCAUCCUAGGACAUGGAAUUCCUGAAUUUGGUUCAACUAGGGGGGCUCAGCGCUUCAUUAUUUCUGGAGAGCUUGAUUCCUUUUGUAUUUACUCAAAAGGUUUUUUUCCCUUUUGAUUUCCCUUCCAACUGGCUGCUCCAAAAGUCUGUGGAAAAAGACAGUUGAAUGCAGCCUCCGAUGUACACAAAAGAAUGGGUUUCCAUUCAAGGUGGCCAUUGGUGGGACAAGCACCAGUGGCACUUUGUGUGAUCAGCAUGCUACUGUGCAUCCCUCCUACGUCAUGCACAACCUGCCCCCAGAAAUGCCGAUGUGAAGACCUACAGUUUUACUGCGACACGCAGGGGCUCCUGGCGCCCCCAGACAGCGUGGAUAAAGGGGCCCUUGGACUGUCGCUCAGACACAACAGCAUCAGCGAGCUCAGCUCAGACCAGUUCCUUGGUUUCACUCAGCUAACCUGGCUCCACCUGGAUCACAACCAAAUAAUCACAGUGCAUGAGGAUGCCUUCCAGGGGCUGUACAAGCUCAAGGACCUGAACCUGAGCUCCAACCGCAUCACCAAGCUGCCAAACACAACCUUCAUUCACCUCAUCAACCUGCAGAUUUUGGAUCUCUCCUUCAACCAGAUGACAGCGUUGGAGCCAGAGCUCUUUCAUGGGCUCCGGAAACUUCAGAUCCUUCACCUACGGUCAAACUCCCUGCGUACUACACCAGUCCGGGCCUUCUGGGACUGCCGAAGUCUGGAAUACCUUGGACUGAGCAACAACCGCCUCCGUAGCCUGGCCCGGAACGGCUUUGCCGGGUUAAUUAAACUGCGAGAGCUCCAUCUGGAACACAAUCACUUGACCAAGAUUAACUUGGCACACUUCCCUCGCCUAGUCGCCCUCCAGUUCCUUUAUCUACAGUGGAACAAGAUCAACAAUUUAACAUCCACCAUGGAAUGGAAAUGGACAACUCUGGAGAAACUGGAUCUCACUGGGAAUGAGAUACGCAUAAUUACUCCUGAUGUGUUCGAGACUUUGCCCAACCUAAAGAUCCUGCUGCUGGAUAACAACAAAUUGACCAGCCUCGAUACCCAAAUCAUGGAUAUGUGGAAGUCCUUAAGUGCUAUUGGGCUGUCCAGCAACCUUUGGGAAUGUACCAAAAGGAUCUGCAAUAUGGCCACUUGGCUGAGUACCUUUAAGGGUCGAUGGGAGCAUUCUAUCCUCUGCCACAGUCCUGAGUACGCACAGGGUGAGGAAAUACUGGAUGCCGUUUACGGAUUCCAACUUUGCCAAAAUUUCUCGGCGCCGGUUGUACUGACCAGUACUACCACAGAGACCAUGCUCCCGGAGAUCACAAGCUCCCUGUUUGGAAAUAUGCAGACCCCUACGCAAGACUUCUAUGCAGAGGAUUUUGGGAGCUUUACGAUUGUCACUCCUACCACCACCACUACCCAAUCCCCACGCACUGCCCUCGCUACUACCAUGACAGUGGAGGGGGCAGAGUUUACGGAGGACUACUCUGCAAUGGACAACACAGUGCUGACCCAGAGAGUCAUUAUUGGCACUAUGGCUCUGUUAUUUUCCUUCUUUCUUAUAAUUUUUGUAGUGUACAUAUCACGAAAAUGCUGCCCUCCUACUCUGAGGCGGAUCCGCCAUUGCUCGGCCAUUCAGAACCGACGACAGAUGAGGACCCAACAGAGGCAGCCAAUGGCGGACCUGGCAACACAGGUGCCCUAUAACGAAUACGAACCCAGUCAUGAGGAGGGUGCACUCGUGAUCAUCAAUGGCUAUGGGCAGUGCAAAUGUCAGCAACUGCCUUACAAAGAGUGUGAAGUAUAAACUAUUUAUUCCUACCGUUUAUGGGUUUACCAUUUAUCCAUUUCAAAAGAUACAGGGUUUGCUUUUGAACUUUCUCUUUUUAGUUUGUACGAACAGGCAUUUUUUCUUUGAAAUUGUUAGCUUUGAAAUCUAUGAAAGCUUGAGAUGACUGAGAUGACUCUGAAGAGAGGAAAUAUAGAGAAAUUCACAAAUUUAUUUUUGUAAUACAAAUGCAAGGUUCAUCUCUUAGUUGGGGAAAUCAAUCUCAGCAGCUGAAGGCUGGAUGUGAGAUGUGUCACUGCAUCAACAGUUUGUGUACUAUGUAUUCUGCAGCACAGAAGAGAUAAAAAAAAAUACAAAAAUCUAUAGCCAAACCACCUGGAACCUUGUGCUCUGGAAAAGAGUUUAUAAAAUGACAUAUGCUGAUAAAUGGUAAAAUAAAAAUAAAUUUUAUUCCAUGAAAAAUAGUUACAUAUGCUGAGCAGUGCAAAUGUAAAAAUAUAUAUAUUUCUUUUUUUAUGGUGCACAUUAGGCAACACUAGAUAUCACUCACAUAUUCACUUUUGUGGAGAGAGGACAUGGGGAAUCAGAUGAAUACAAAGCAUAUUUUUUUACUCACCUUUUCUAAAUUGAGAACAAGUGCUGUUACAAAUUGUGCCACAUAAUGGAAUUUAGUAUUGAACAGAAAAUUCAAGGCACUCACAUUAGUUGGCAUCCUUGAGUGGCAGAAAUUAUCGUUUCACUUUGAUUGAGACUUAAAUUUGAACUAAUGAAUACACUUAACUGCCUUCCCAUUUCUGCAUUUGGUGAAAUUCAAUAAACUCUGUCCGCUUCCUUGAAAUCUUAAAGACUAGCACUUUGUGAAAAGGUUAAUGUCUAAUACCACUCUGUACUGGUUCUGACAAAAUGUCUGAAUAAGCUCCCUCCACUCUGACUUCAGCAGAAUUUUAUUAAAUGUUAACUAGAGACAAUUGCUUAUUUAUCAUUGUGCAUAUAGGCUUACAUAACCUGGCUCAAAAUACCGACAUCCUCACUGUGAUUAAACAAUGCUGUUUAGACCAUUGGACCAUUAAUUAAUAAAAGAGACCAUCAAAGUAUUCUAGAUGAUGAUGAAAACACUAGUGAGAAAAUAACUUUCUAGGGACAAGGGAAGAGAAACAAAUGGAGAGGACACAGACAAUUGUCUCCAAAAAAAAAAAAAAAAAAAAAAAAAAAAGCUUAGCAUCGCACUGCUUGAAUGCAGAAAAGAGUGUGAUCACACCUGACAGCUUCAACAUUGAGUCAAUUAGGCCUGGGGAAACUAAUCUUAUAUUCUGGUCACCAAAACCUCUUCCGCUGCAAGAUUCAGCCUUCUUGACCAGUAGAAAUUACAUAGAAUCUUCCUCUUCUGUGGAAACAAGGACGUUCUUUUUCUUCACAGCCCUCAUUUCAUUGGUCCAUAUAGGCAUAAAAGCCUUUUUUUUUUUUUUUUUUUUUUUUUUAUGUGUGUUUGAGAAAUAUUGAGAGGGUGAACAUCAGAAAAAGGACACGAAAGAGACAUCGCAAGAAAGCGAUAGACAUAUAGUAAGACUGAAGUAAAGCAUUGUGAAACUCUCAGGAGAGCAUGCAGAAUAUGAGAGGCUAGGUCAGGACACAUUUUUAUGCAGCACUAAGAGGACAGACAUUAGCAUCAAACUACAGAAGUUGUUGCUGAAGUUGCUCUUUGUGUUUCACUCAGGAGUUGGGGGUAGGGAUGCAUGGAGGGAUACAGGGUAGCCAUACACUGGUUAAUGUCUAAGGGAAGACCACAAGUAUUUUAGAAGCCAUGUAGCAGGGCUGAAUAAGGGUACCAAAACCAUUAGAAGGAAAGGUAAACACAUGACAAAACAGUGAAUGACAACAUCAUGGGCAAGAUCUGGAAACAACAUUCUGUUUGAGCAACAAUAAGGCAUUUUGCCUCUUUGCAGAAAAUAAUUAUUCAUCAAGCUAUAGCUUAAGAGAAAAUAGCUAAAAAAUAAACAUCAAAUCCUGGCUUUGGUGGUAUAAUCAAAAUCAGAGAAAUUGGCAGCCAUAUCAAAGUCCUUUUAUCUACCCAACAGUAAUAAACUACAGUAAUAAAUAUUUGACAAACAUGGAAUAGGACAUGAUUAAUUUUCUAAUAAGAAAUUAUUCAUGCUUAAAAAGACUGGUUAGUGUAAAGUAUCCUCGAGAGGGUGCUGUAAAAUACCAACAAAGUUCAUUCAAAAACCCAGUUCAUUCAUUUGCUUUCCUCCAAAAAAAACCUUGCAUGUUAAACAUGAUGGUUAUGUUGCCAUAAGCUGAAGUCCUGCUGCUCACUCUGGCUAAAACAGCCCCCCCUCAAAUCACAACCCAAAAACUGAGAAUGCUGCUCACCAACCUCUCCCCAAACCCUGCUUUUUCCUUUUGUAUUGUAAUAUGUACUAUUUCAUAUCUGUAUAGUGGGUAAAGAUUUGGCCAACAGAAAAGUU